AGCACAAGAGAGAGAAUUUAAAAGAGACAGAUAAAAACGCUAUGAUUAAGUGAAGGCAGCGCCCACUUAAUUAAAAUAGUUUCGAUCGAGUGAUUAUUGUACUUACAUACAUUGUAUAUAAAAAUUAUAAAUGAAUAUGUAUAUAAGGGGUGUACAUGAAAAUUAAAUAUAAAACAUCGGUUUGAAACGUUAAACGCAAAAAAUACCGCAAAAACAAAACGGAAAAAAAUAUCAAAAAAAAAACAAAUAAUAAGAGACGUCGUCGCGGUCGGUUUGUUUAGAUGCGCGCUGUUAUUUUUAUGUUUUCUGUGUUUACGACAUACGCAAAAAUACGUGUAACAAAUACGUGCGGUUUUUAAGCAAUUUUGCUUUUUUUUUUUAAAAACAAAAUUUACCUUACAUUUUAAUUUGUUUUAUUAAAUGUGUGCAUGUGUGUAUGUAAUUCAUUUAAACUUAGGCUAAAAAUAAUUUAACACUGAAAAAAAAAAUAAGGAAAAAAAAAAUCAACAAAAGAAGAGAAAAAUGUUGACAUACAAAAUAUUUUCAAAAAAUUUUAACAUAUUUAUUGUGACAGUAAUCACUAUUAUCCUAAGUAGUUUAAAUAGUAAUAAAAUAAUAGUGAAUUCAUAUCAAUUAAAUAGUCAUCAUAAGAUUGAUGACACAACUAGAACAUUAUCAUCAUUACCAUCAAAAUCAUUAUCGCCAUCAUCAUCAACAGUAUUACAUGAGCAUACAAGAAAUCAACAUCAUAAAUCAAAUCAUCACUCUAAAUUAAAUAAUAGAUUCAAUACACAACAAUUACAACAAAAUCAAAAUGAAAUGCAACAGCAACGACCUCAACAUCAUUAUAAUUAUUUACAAGAAAAUCGAAAAUAUUUGCAUCAUAUACCAACUUCAGCGACAUUUUCAAAAUCACAUUCAACUUCUUCAUCGCUAUCAACUCCUUCAAAUAAAGAACAAAUCAGUCAUAUAGAAUUUAAUAAAAAAAAUAAUGAUUACUCAAGAGAUACUAACAAUUAUUCAUCAUCAUCAUCAUCAAACAGUAAUCAUAAAAUACUUGAUGAAGCAAAACAUCCAUUUAGUUUUUCAUUACCGCCAACACAUAUUUUAAAUUCAAAUCAAAAUAAUUAUAAAAAUUCAGCGCAACAAUUACAUCAAUCUAAUUCUAAUUCUGCAAUAAAUUUAAAAAAAAAUUCUCAUUCAACCCCAAUUCUUCCAAUUACAACUAUGAAACCAAUAAAACCGUAUACUGAAACACAUCAAUAUAAAAAUUAUUUUGAUUAUCAUCAUCGGCAUCAUAACAAUGUCAAUUCAACUAAAAACAUUGAAAUUUUAAAUGAAAAUAAAGUGCAUAGUAAAUCACAAAAUAUAACAAUGGCACCACAACUACCACCAUCAAUAUCAUCAUCAUCAUCAUUUUUAUCAGAUGCAAUAAUUAAAGAAGGAGCGGCAUUAAAAUUUCCAUUAAGAAAAAAUCCUCAAGAUCAAAAUAACAUUGUGUUACAGCGGCAGCAAGAACAUAAACAAAAGCAACAACAACAACAACAUCAUCAGCAUCAUCAAAUGAAUCAUCAAAAAUAUUAUCCAAUAACGGAUAUAAAUGAAUCUAAAUCGAAAUCUUAUCAUAAAACAGAGACAACACCCAAACAUUCCACAGAAUUAAUUGGAAGACAUCAUCAUUAUCGUGAACACAACUAUAAUCAACAUCAUCAUGCUCAUCAUUAUAAUGAUAAUCAUAAAAAAAUUGUCAACAUUAAUCCUAAUAUCGAUAAAAUGAAAAAAAAUCAUAAAAUCUACAAUAUCAAUAAUGAUGAGAAUGAAAAUCAGAAUGAAAAUGAUAAUGAUAAUAAUAAUAUCGAUGAUGAAAACGAUAAUGAUAAAACAAAUAAAAAUAUUGUAAAUGAAGAUGAAAAUAAUGAAGAUGAUGAUGAAGAUGAUUAUUAUUAUUACAAUGAAGAUCGCAAUGUUGAUAACGAUGAUGAUGAUGAUAAUGAUUAUGAUGAUGAUAACAUCAAAGAAAAUCAUGGAAUUCUUGGAAAUCUUUUCAAUAAUUUUGAAUCUAAGAUCAAAGAUAUUCAUAUAAAUAAAAAUUCACAUAAUGUACAUAAAAAAAUUAUUUUAAAUCGUGACUAUCACGAUAACGUAAAUGAUGAUGAUGGCGAUCUUAAUGAAAAUUAUAAUGAUAAUGAUCAUGAAGAUCAAUAUCAACGAAGAUAUCAACAUGUUGACGAUGACAUUGAUUUAAUUAAAAAGGAUUUAAUUAAUCAUCAUGAAAUUUUUAAUAAUUUUGAAAAAGAUUUUGAUUUGUACGAUUAUAUUGAUGAUGAGCCUAAGGAUGAAAAUAAUACAAAGAAUAAUGAAAAAUCUGAAAGUUUAACUGAAGAAAAAUGGGAAAAAUAUGGUUCACCAAAAGCAGUUGCAAAUUCUAGACGUAGAUAUUAUAGUGAAGUUCAAAAAGUAAAUGCACAUAUAAUGAGAGUAGGUUAUGAGGCUGAAUGUAGAAUACCAAAACCAAAAAUUAUUCAAAUUAGUGAACCAUCAAAACGUUAUGUACCACAUUGUACAAUAAUACAUAAAUGUGGUGAUGAUACUGGAUGUUGUCAAUCAGAUUUUAGGACAUGUGUUAUGAAAAAAUCACAAAUAAUUGAUUUAUAUUUUUAUGUUGUACCAUUAGGUACUAAAGAACCUAUUGUUGAAACAUUAUCAUUUGAAAAUCAUACUGAAUGUCAUUGUGUUGAACGUGAACGUUAUAGACCAACAUCAUCAUUAUCAUCUUCAUCAUCAUCAUCUGCACCAUUACAAUUAAUAAAAAAUGAUACUGGAAAUUUAAUACAAAAUCAACAACAACAGCAACAACAAUUAAAUUUAAAUUUUAGUUUACCAUGUAAAUGUGCCAAAUAUUUUACUGUUUUUGAAGAUAAUAAUAAUAAUAAUGAUGAUAAUAACAAUAAUAAUAAUAAUAAGAAGAAUUGUCGUUGUGAUUGUGUUAGUAAUGAUACAGCUUGUCUAAGAUUUAAACAAGGUGAAGAAGGAUUUCCAAUGGAUGAUAGAAAUUGUGUAAUAAAAGAGGGAUGCACAGUACCAACAUGUGAAUUUGGUGAUUAUUCUAUAUCAGAAGGAAGAUGUCCAAGGAAUGAACAUAAACGAUACAUUAGAACAUGGAAUUUUGAUUAAAUUUUUGAUUUUUUGUAAUUUUGUUUUACAAUUUUUUUUUUUUUUUUGUUAAACUUACCUUCGAAAGAGGUAAUUUAUUAUUUAUAAUGUAUUAUUUUUUUUUCUACAAUUCACAAAUAUAUAUACAUAUAUAUAUAUUAUAUUCUUAUACGUAUGUACAUAUAUGUAUAUCAGUCGGUCAAAAAAGUUUUUAUAUACUAAAUAACUCAAUAUAUUCUUAGCUCUAAAUCUUAUUACAAUUAAGGAUACAAGAUAGAUGGAGUUGAAAUUUUUGGUUCUUCUUUUUAUCAUGUCAACAAUAGCUCGCCGUUCCUUAUAGUAAAAUAAUUUUAGCCGACCGUACUUCUUGGCUUUAUAAUUAUUUUUCCGUGUUCUUUGUAAUUUUUUGCGGGGAAUUCCCUAUUUCGUACAAAAACAUAAAUUUUUUUUGUUAAAAUCCGAAAGAAACGAUUGCUUAAAUUUAUUUUUCAAAAAUUGAUUAAAAAACUGCAUAUUUGGAGGCUUGGAAGUAUAAAACAUUUAAAAUGUAUAAAAAC
Molecule: messenger RNA, 3710 nt
Organism: Condylostylus longicornis
Lineage: Eukaryota; Metazoa; Arthropoda; Insecta; Diptera; Dolichopodidae
Product: myb-like protein F
Exons: 6
Coding region: 523-3174 (883 amino acids)
Biological process (GO): hemocyte migration
Cellular component (GO): membrane
Molecular function (GO): growth factor activity
Source: RefSeq, a predicted model, not a curated record